AUGAAUACUGUUAGUCAUAAUAAGAACGCUCUUAUUCCUGAUACUGCUGAUACCGACACUACAGUUACUACCAUGAAUGCCAAUAAUAUUGCUAGCCAUAGAAAUGAUGAAAAUAAACAAAAUUCAAUUUUUUACCAAGCUUCACAAAAAGAACAAAUAAUAUCUAACGGAUUAUCUCGAGAAAAUUCUAAUGUUAUAAAUUUGGAAAGGGCAGCCUUAACAGAUGUUACGUCAAAAAUUAAUAAUCGUUAUUCAAUAGGAUCUCAGACAUUAAACAUGAAUAACAAUAACACUUACAACGUUAAUAACUUAUAUUAUGAGUACCAACAGAACAUAACGAAUACUUCCUCGAAGGUACCGUAUCCACAAGACUCGGAAGCAGAGGGAGAAGGACAAGAAAGAGAUGAGGAAGAAGAAAAUAUAGACGAAGAGGUUAAUAAUGUGACUCUGGAAACCCCCGAGAUACAUGAAAAUCAGGAAGGAGGACAAGAUCACCAACAUUAUGAUGAAUAUGAAGACCAAUUAAGACCAAUGAUGCCUGUUGUUACUAAAUCUGAUGUUACUGAAUUAACAGAUAUUUUUAAUAAAUUUUAUACACCAAAGCCAGAUCCUAUGGACGAGGAUACGUACGAUGCUACAAUGGUUGUGGAAUAUGCUCCAGAAAUCUUUAAUUAUUUGCAUAAACAGGAAUUAAAAUUAUCGCCUGAUCCAUUGUAUAUGGAUUAUCAACCUGAAUUGAAAUGGAAAUAUAGAGCCACAUUAUUUAAUUGGUUAGUGAAAGCGCACGAAAAAUUUAAUUUGCUACAAGAAACAUUAUAUUUAACCGUUAAUAUUAUAGAUAGAUUUUUGUCUCACACUGAGAUAGCUGUUAGCAAAUUUCAUUUAGUUGGUGCUACAUGUUUGUUUAUAGCUUCAAAAUAUGAAGAAAUAAAUUGUCCUACUUUGAAGGAAAUUAUGCGUAUCUUAGAUAAUGAAUACACGGCAGAACAGGUGAUGAGAGCUGAAAGAUAUAUACUUUGUGCAUUAGAGUUUGAGCUGGGUUGGCCUGGUCCCAUGCCAUUUUUAAGAAGAAUAAGCAAAGCCGAUGAUUACAAUUACGACAUAAGGACCUUGGCUAAAUACUUAUUAGAAACAACCAUAAUGGACCAGAGAUUUGUUGGUUCGCCACCAAGUUGGUUAGCUGCGGGUGCCUAUUAUUUAAGCAUUGUCAUUUUAGAAAACAAGUAUUGGACUGAAAGUCAUGUUUAUUAUUCUGGUUAUACUGAGAAACAAAUUACCCCGGUGGCUUCUAUUAUUGCACAAAAUUGCAGAGACCCAAAUUCUACUCAUGAAGCUAUAUAUAAGAAAUACUCGGAACGUAGACACAGACGCUGUUCUCAACUAGUAUCUAGAUGGAUAGCUGCCAUUGAAAUGCAACAAGAACAACAAUAUUAG
Saccharomycodes ludwigii is the source of this 1434-nucleotide messenger RNA. RefSeq names its product cyclin family protein. Gene Ontology annotation, cellular component: cytoplasm; centrosome; nucleus. Bases 1 to 1434 code for a protein of 477 amino acids. NCBI's taxonomy places the organism in Eukaryota, Fungi, Ascomycota, Saccharomycetes, Saccharomycodales, Saccharomycodaceae. Gene Ontology annotation, biological process: regulation of cyclin-dependent protein serine/threonine kinase activity; mitotic cell cycle phase transition. The transcript has a single exon. Gene Ontology annotation, molecular function: cyclin-dependent protein serine/threonine kinase regulator activity. The record is from RefSeq and is a predicted model, not a curated record.